Vitrella brassicaformis is the source of this 327-nucleotide messenger RNA. NCBI's taxonomy places the organism in Eukaryota, Vitrellaceae. The record is from the annotation of a GenBank genome assembly.
CUAGACGUCUCCAUCGUCACCCGUCACGUAGGGGUUUGCUGGCUCCUUGAUGCCCGUCAGGAACUCCUUGAUGCCCGUCAGGAGCUCCUCUAGGUCUGCCUUGCUGACCUCCAGCUGCUUCUCACCCGGCUCCCCGGGGGCAGCUGCCGCCAACCACAACGAAAGAAGGAGGGCGCCGAGGAGAGAAAAUACUGAGGGGCGUGACAUAGGGUUCCUGUCCAGAGCAGUUUCGAGUACCUCACGUUCUUGCGCUGCCGCAUGCGCCGUUGGGAUGGCCAGGUUUGCGAUGCCAGCCAAAUUGACUGAAGCUGAGCGCAGUGAUGACAU